Messenger RNA from Ceratina calcarata, 1104 nucleotides. RefSeq names its product gamma-interferon-inducible lysosomal thiol reductase. The record is from RefSeq and is a predicted model, not a curated record. The coding region runs from base 156 to 878 and encodes 240 amino acids. Gene Ontology annotation, molecular function: oxidoreductase activity, acting on a sulfur group of donors, disulfide as acceptor. NCBI's taxonomy places the organism in Eukaryota, Metazoa, Arthropoda, Insecta, Hymenoptera, Apidae. The transcript is spliced from 4 exons.
CGAUUCUAACGAGCGUCAGGUAGCUCCGUGUCACUUGCACGUUUCGUUGCCAUGUGGCAUAACGAAUUUCUCUCGGCUGUUUGUUACAUCACAGAGAAACCUCUUCCAGCAGCAGAUUGAAGAAGCGUGGCUUUUACGUCUUCCAUUCGAAUACAAUGGGGCCGGGAUUCUUCCGAUGGAAAUUGAUCGGCUUGAUAAUAUUAGCGCUACUGUUAUGGCAGGCGACGAAAGUGUUGAUGAACAUCGCGCAGGAGAAAUCUGCGAUCAAAGCGCAGCUUCAGGACGUCCAGCUGGUAACGAUAAAUCAGGAGGCUGAACGGAGACAGCAGAGGGUCCACGUAGCUGUUUACUAUGAAGCACUCUGUCCGGAUUCCCGUAGCUUUUUUAUCAAACAAUUACUACCGACGUACCACAGAAUCCCAGAGAAUAUCCAAGUGGAGUUGAUACCAUAUGGCAAAGCUAUGACGAGAAAGACUGACGACGGUUACAGAUUCACCUGCCAGCAUGGACCGGUUGAAUGCGACGCCAAUAUGAUUCAUGCAUGUUCCAUAGACGUUCUAAGGAAUUCCUCUGUUCAAUUAGAAUACUUGUCUUGCAUGAUUAAAAAUAACUUGGACCCGGUGGAUAUUAUGAAAAGCUGUGCCAGCAGGAUGAAUAUAGACUACAACUCUAUUUAUGAUUGUUUCGUGGGAGAUAAGGGCAAGGAACUUUUAGCGAAAUACGGAGACAAGACGCACGCUCUCGUACCGGCUGUUUCUUUUAUACCAACCGUAACGUUAGACGGGAGCUCGAAGAACCAAGCGAAGAUACUGAAGAAUCUACUCCAAGAGGUGUGCCUACAAUUCCAGAAAGUAAUCCCUGAAGGCUGCAUAUCGUAAAAGAGCAUUAAAACUGCGUUUUCUAUGAAUGACGAAUUCUGUGGGAUGAACGAAUUCUUGUUACAGUAAGAGGAAAGUAAGAGAAAGUGCUCUGGAUAUUCAAUUAUUUGUCCUAAUUUUAUACGAACGUUAACAGAAUCUGAUGUAUUUUAUUUGAUGUAUUUUGGCGUGAAAUAAUAAUUCUAUGAAACGUUGAGGAUGUUUGAUUGCCGUUUAAAAAAAAAAA